Dothidotthia symphoricarpi CBS 119687 is the source of this 2082-nucleotide messenger RNA. RefSeq lists its product as uncharacterized. Lineage: Eukaryota; Fungi; Ascomycota; Dothideomycetes; Pleosporales; Dothidotthiaceae. The transcript has 2 exons. The coding region runs from base 1 to 2082 and encodes 693 amino acids. The record is from RefSeq and is a predicted model, not a curated record.
AUGGCAUCGAUACCUGUCCAGGUCUCUCUUCAGCAAAACCCAGUCUACCUUGGUGUUUGGACAAACUGGUCUUCAGGUUCUCUCACUGGGCUGACCCUUACAGUGACGCUCCAGAAUGGAGGCCUAUUGAUCGCUUUUCUCGCACUUUUUGUAACCUUCACUGGUACAUGUUUUUGGACCAUUGUUUCUUUUGCCGUCCACCAAAUACAGAGCCAGCAAACCCCACAGAACGCAAUAUAUCAUCAGCGGCAGGCGAUACUUCGCAACUCCGGGACCAGCGCGGAGGCACUCUGGAGGCUAUUGAGAAUGUCAUGGACUUGGCGCAGAUAUGCUCCAACCACUUCAAUCAGGCGCUCCUUGUUGCCAUUAGCUAUGAGCAUAUUAACUCUUAGCGUUUUUGCCAUAGCUGGAAUCUUCUCUUCCAGAGUUGCUACGUCUAGAGAUGGCGAUGUUCUCGUCGUUGGUAACAAAUGCGCAACAGUCAAUAGUUCCCGGUUUACAACCCAGGAUUUCGGCCUGAUUCAAACAUAUUUGACUAGUAGAAUCAGGUCAAGCGCCAAUUACGCAGCUACCUGCUAUACAAAUACCAGCUCCACACAAAGCUGCCGUGCCUUCGUUCGACAUAGUCUUCCUUACGAAGUCACGAAGAGGGCAGCUUGUCCCUUCCCAGGCAAUGAUAGAAUAUGUCGAUCUGCCAAAGGAGCUAUCCGUCUUGAUUCAGGAUUUAUCGACAGCCACUUCGACUUGGGUAUUAACUCGCGGUUGUCGGGACGUUUCCUUUACCGGACUGUCAAUGAAUGCGCUCCAGUACAGAGUAAGGGGUAUGCCCGUGUCAACUCCUCUUCGUCACCAAGCAUCGUUGAGUUCCUAUAUGGGCCGGACCGGAACACUUGCCAGAAUGAAUGCACUUUUGAUUAUGUUGCUGAAAGGAGCAAGAACCCUCAAGGAAAUAAUGACUAUACCCUCUCCAUUAGCACACACUAUGCGGAAUCAGACGAUAUUAACAGUGCGGUAUUUAACACAUGGAACCCGAUCCCUGAACUCUUGCUUCCCCACGCAGAUAUCAGCAUCAUCUUCCUCGCGGCGAACGAGAUACCGUUUUUCGCACCCGUAGAUGAUCCUUGGUUUGCAGCCGGUCACCAAGGGCCUGUCAAUAUCAGUAUUGCUUCCAGAGACAUCCAAGUCUACGGUAGCGACGAACCAGCACGUGCCUUAGCAUGUACCCAGCAAUAUCAGUUCUGCAACCCAGCCCUAGAGGGGGAUGACGGUUGUACACCGUUACUAGGGAUAUACGAGGCUACCACAGCAUCACCGGCAUUGUUUCCACACCCAACAGAUAGAGAGAGGUUCUCGUGGUCUGCAUCCGCCAUCCUGAAUAUGGCUGGCGGCUUUACAGAACUCAUCCGUACUCUAAGGAGUGGGUCGCUUCUAGCACGUGACUCUCUUUCCGGAGGAGGACAAUAUGCUUUACCCAGCAAUCAGUGGGAACUUGAGCUCGAGCAUUGGUUCAAGUUCACAUUGGCAGAUGUUCAGCGGGCGAUACUCGAUCAAGCGAUUGGCCCAGUCUACCCAGAUGCGCGUCGAUUUCAUUCACCACCCAGUUCUGCUGUAGAACGCGCCAUUUGCGAUAACCAGAAGGUUCGAAGUGACUCCUUCACCUCUUUCAAUGUACUUGGGCUAGUGUUGAUUGUUUCGAUUGGUGGGUUUAUUAUGAUACUUUCAGCCCUCCUACCCUGGGCUACCAGACGCAUACUGGGGCAUCGAAGACCAUUCACUAGCCUGGAGUGGAUUGCAAAUGAUACACUACAGCUCCAACGGCUUGCGCAUGAAGCUCUUGGCGCAGGAGAUUGGGAAGGCGCCUGCGAUGAUUACCCUCGAACACGGAAGGGCGAUCUUCUGGCUACUCUUAACAUUAAAAAUCAGAAGCAUCCCGUUCUGGAAUCGCCCCACAAGGUUGUCAUGCUGGAAGAGGAAGAGGAAGAAGAUUCAACAAUAGACACCGUUCAGGAGUCUCUGUUGAGUCUGGAAAUUCCGCGCAGCUCUCUUGAGCUUUCUCAACGCUUUAUGAGUGCCAGUUGUUAG